Molecule: messenger RNA, 1865 nt
Organism: Nycticebus coucang (slow loris)
Lineage: Eukaryota; Metazoa; Chordata; Mammalia; Primates; Lorisidae
Gene: LIPT2
Product: lipoyl(octanoyl) transferase 2
Exons: 2
Coding region: 576-1271 (231 amino acids)
Biological process (GO): protein lipoylation
Cellular component (GO): mitochondrion
Molecular function (GO): lipoyl(octanoyl) transferase activity
Source: RefSeq, a predicted model, not a curated record
UUGGCCGCUGUGCUUCAAUCUGAACAACUCUGAAGGGGCCAGUCAUUCUAACCUUGGAGUAUUCCUUGGGAUUGGCUACAGCCUGUGCUGCAAUUAUUCCACAGUUCAGUUUCUCCCUCUGCCAAAGGUGCUGGUCUUCCAGCACUUUCUAUGUCCACCAAUUAACCACGCUAAUCGCCCUCUAGUCCUUCAGGAGCGCAAUCCAGGACACACCACGUUACUCUGUCUUUUUGUUUUCAUAGUACUUAUUAUUACAUGAAAUAACCUUAUUUACUUAAUACUUUAAUGCUUAUCAUGUGCUGUAAGAACAUAAGCUUACCAGGACACAUCUUUUUUCUCACAUGCUGUGCAUUGCUGUAUCAAGCGCCUAGGGCAGGGCCUGCAGAAAACAGCAAGGUCUAAAUAUUGAUCGUUGAAUUGGACGAGGUCGACCCACUGUUGGGUCUUGGGAUCACACAGCUUCUAACGAACUCCUAGCUAGAACUCAGGAGCACGGGUUGGGGCGUGCCCCCGAGUCCCCGCCCUUCUUGGCACACCCCCCAGUCCCAGCGCCCGCCGACGCUGCAGUGGGCGCGAUGGGGCAACCCGCGGUUCGGUUGGUGUGGCUGGGUCGCGUGCGGUACACGGAGCUGCUGGCAGUGCAGGACCGCUGGCUGCGGCAGCUGCAAGCCGGGCCAGGCACCGAGGCCCCGUCCGGGACUGAGGCGGGCGCGCUGCUGCUCUGCGAGCCCGCGGGACCCGUGUAUACAGCCGGGCUGCGUGGCGGCCUGACACCGGAGGAAACUGUACGGCUGCGGGCCUUGGGCGCCGAAGUGCGCGCCACAGGCCGCGGCGGCCUGGCUACCUUCCACGGCCCAGGCCAGCUACUCUGCCACCCAGUGCUCGACCUGCGGCGCCUCGGCCUGCGCCUGCGCACGCACGUGGCGGCGCUCGAGGCGUCCGCUGUGCGCCUGUGCGAGCUCUUGGGGCUGCUGGACGCCCGCGCGCGGCCCCCGCCCUACACCGGCGUCUGGCUGGAAGAGCGAAAGAUCUGUGCCAUCGGAGUCCGCUGUGGAAGACACAUCACAUCCCACGGACUGGCUCUGAACUGCUCUACAGACCUCACGUGGUUUGAGCACAUUGUGCCCUGUGGGUUGGUGGGGACAGGCGUCACUUCCCUGAGUAAGGAGCUCCAGAGACACGUCACUGUGGAUGAAGUAAUGCCAUCUUUCCUUGUGGUCUUUAAGGAGAUCUACCAGUGCACCUUGAUCUCUGAGGACAGCUGCAGCUGAAGAGCCUUAAUGUUGUUAUGUAAAGCCAGAAUGGUCCUGCCUUGGGAAGCACCAAGUCUGACUUGCGUCACCAAACCGAAACCCAGGUUCUAGACCUGGCCUGUGACCAUGAGACUAACAGAAAAUCAUAAGCUCUGAGCCAUUGUUUUCCUAUGUAUCCUGGUUCAUUUAUAUUGUCCCCACCUACCUCAGAGAUAAUAGAUGUGAAAACACUAUGAAAAGCAACACAUGCUGUAUAAAACAUUGGCUCUACUAUUAACAUCAAUGUCUCAGCUUAGAUAAACUCACAUGUCAUAAGACUGUCAUUUUUCAAUUAUUUAUUUCCUCACAUUUAUUUAUUAUAUAUAGCUGGGCAAUUCUGGACUUUUGUUGUUGCAGUUUGGCUGGGGUUGGGUUUGAACCCACCACCCUUGGUAUAUGGGGCCAGCGCCCUACUCACUGAGCCACAGGUGCUGCCCCCAAUUCUGAGCUCUUAUUCUUUUGAUUUUUGUGGAAAUCAAAUCUCUGGAUGGCCCAGGUGAAGGUGAUAUGAUGUGGUGCUUUUGCAAGAUACCUGGGUACUUUCUGCAAUAAAAGGAAAAGCUUCUUCAAAGA